Messenger RNA from Exophiala dermatitidis NIH/UT8656, 1561 nucleotides. RefSeq names its product 14-3-3 family protein. The record is from RefSeq and is a predicted model, not a curated record. NCBI's taxonomy places the organism in Eukaryota, Fungi, Ascomycota, Eurotiomycetes, Chaetothyriales, Herpotrichiellaceae. Bases 442 to 1242 code for a protein of 266 amino acids. Gene Ontology annotation, biological process: signal transduction. The transcript is spliced from 5 exons. Gene Ontology annotation, cellular component: cytoplasm.
GGCCAAGCUCAGCUUUCCAUUGAUUAUGCCGCGUUGCUUAGUAGCUGAGAGGAGAGUUAGUGGGCAGUAGUGGCAGCCCGUCCCCACUACCACAUCAACUCCCAGUCCCAAAUCUGCGGCCGGUCAGUCACUGUCAGGCCAAUCCGUCAAUUUCAUGUCGUUAGUGACAGUCUCACUCUCCCUUCUUCGCUUGCACCACUAAAGUUCCACCGCCUGCGAUCCUGCUGCACACACAACAACUCUUGCUUGACCUGAGAUUCCCGUCUUCGUCCACCCUUCUUGCUCGUCGACACACCUUGUUAUCAACCCGCUCCCGCAACUUGAUAUCCAUCGCCAACGCUCCAUCUUCUCGAGUUCUCACAUCUACGAGUCUCGUCGAACCUUCGCCUCCUUCAUCGGUUUCUUUUCAUUUGAACCAUCUCACCGAAACAAAUCACAAAAAUGGGUGUGGAAGAGUCCGUCUACUUGGCGAAGCUUGCCGAGCAAGCUGAGCGUUAUGAAGAAAUGGUGGAGAACAUGAAGGUUGUCGCUUCUGCCGACCAAGAGCUCUCCGUUGAGGAGCGAAAUCUCCUUUCCGUCGCCUACAAGAACGUCAUCGGCGCCCGACGUGCCUCGUGGAGAAUCGUCACGUCUAUCGAGCAAAAGGAGGAGUCCAAGGGCAACGAGGCUCAGGUCAAGCUCAUCAAGGAAUACCGUCAAAAGAUCGAGGAAGAGCUCGGAAAGAUCUGUGAGGACAUCCUUGAGGUUCUCGACAAGCACCUGAUUCCUUCUGCUCAGUCGGGUGAAUCCAAGGUCUUCUACUACAAGAUGAAGGGUGACUACCACCGUUACCUUGCCGAAUUCGCUACUGCCGACAAGCGAAAGGAGUCCGCCGACAAAUCCCUUGAGGCUUACAAGGCGGCCACCGAGAUUGCUCAGACCGAUCUUGCCCCAACCCACCCGAUCAGACUUGGUCUUGCCCUGAACUUUUCCGUCUUCUACUAUGAGAUCUUGAACUCGCCGGACCAGGCCUGCCACCUCGCCAAACAAGCUUUCGACGACGCCAUUGCCGAGCUUGACACUCUCAGCGAGGAGAGCUACAAGGACUCGACGUUGAUCAUGCAACUGUUGAGAGACAACCUGACUCUCUGGACCUCGUCUGAGGCCGAGCCACAGGAAGCCGCUGGUCAGUCAAGUGAAGCACCAAAGGAGACUGAGGCUUCGACUACUGCGGCUGAGGCGGGCACUGAGAAGGCCGAAUAGAGGGUGGAUCGUCAUCGUCACUCUUUGAUGCGUCCGUUGACAGACCUCGACAUUAACCACGUUUCUGGCUGUGCAAACAGAGGAGAUGGGUGAUGUUGGUCUGUGACAUACAGAGGACAACAACAAACGACCCCCAAGCACUCAACGAUGUUUUCCCCCUUUUGACCCCCUAUCCCCGUGAUUACCCCCCAUUACGAUAGCUCUAGCAGAUGAUACAGCAGACAUCUGCGGCGGCGGUGCGAGACCGGUCCAGGUAGCUACUCUAGACAAAAGACAGAAGAAAUAGCAAUACGAAUCGGGCGCAUCAAUUUUCUUAUUG